This is a messenger RNA of Salpingoeca rosetta, 2376 nucleotides long. RefSeq lists its product as uncharacterized. The record is from RefSeq and is a predicted model, not a curated record. Bases 1 to 2376 code for a protein of 791 amino acids. Lineage: Eukaryota; Choanoflagellata; Craspedida; Salpingoecidae. The transcript is spliced from 2 exons. Gene Ontology annotation, molecular function: protein binding.
AUGGCGGAGGCCCAGUUGCUGGACCUGCCUGGGGAGGUCUUGGAGAAUGUGCUCCGCUUCCUCGACCUCAUGUCGCUGUAUGCAACGGCGCUGCAGUGCCGCGCGCUCAACGCGCUGCGCUGGCCCAUCAUGGACCUGCGGAACAUCCCCAUGCACAAGCUGACGCAGGAGACGUUUCGCUACAUUGUGGAGCGGCGCAAGCCCGAGGUGCUCCUGCUCACGGGCGUGCUCGGCUGCCCCCGCAGCGCCAUGCCGUUUCCAAACGUCGAGGCCAUCGCGCACAGCAAGAGCCUGCGCCACCUGGGCUUGGAGGCCGCCUACGUCGGUGAUGAGGGCAUCCGGGCGCUCAGCGCUGUUCUGCCGUUCCUGGACACGCUGAACCUCAAGUUCAACAACAUCACGGGCAAGGGCGCCGCUGCCCUCGGCGCUGCGCUUCCAUCGGCCCACCACCUGCAGUCCCUCGACCUCUCGGGCAACCCCAUCUGUGACUCCGCUGGCAUGGAGGACCUGUGCAUGGGUCUAUCUGCCGCCAAGGGCCUGCGUGUCCUCACAUUGCGCGACGUCCGACUCAAGGGCGCCGGCACCACGGCCUUGGGCAAGCUGCUGGUCGCCCUGCCCACCCUGCACGAGCUCGACCUCAGCCGCAACCCCAUCGGCGACUCGGGCAUGGACAACAUUGCCAAGGGGCUUGCAGCCUGCACAUCGCUUCGCACCCUCACUCUCGCCAACGUUCAACUCAACAACGACGGUGUGGUGCAUCUGGCGUCCGCCAUCCAGCAGUGGCCCAACCGCAGCCUGCGCCAGCUCGAUCUUGCAGACAACACCUUCUCCUCAAACCUCGACGCGCUCGGCCUGGCCCUUGCUCAGCAGGAGUCUCUACAGCGCGUCAGUCUCGCGGGCUGUAACCUGCAGCGCCUGCCCGUGGCAAGCGUGGCGGCCCUGCUGUCCCACUGCGGAAGUGCGGUGGUUGACCUGCGUCGCUGCCGCAUCUCAGACGACAGCUGCACCAACAUCGCCACAGCCCUGGCCGACGGGGCAUCCCCAUCUGAGCUGGAGCUGAGCAGCAACGCCUGCGCUUUUGCCAGCAUGCAGCAGCUUGGCCUGGCCAUGGCAAGCAACACGACGACAACCGUGCUCAAGCUCAACUUCAACUCGCUCGGUGACAGCGGCAUGCGUGCGCUGUGUCGGGGCCUCAUGUCCAACACGGCGCUACGCGUGCUGCACGUGGCUGACAACAACUGCGGCGGUGCUGGUGUGGAGGCGCUGGCCAAAUACGUUGCAGCCACCGCCACCCUGCGCGAGCUUGAUCUCUCCGGUAAUCAGCUCAUGGGCAACGCCGCGGCGUGUGCUGCCCUCGGGCGUGCGCUGCGGGACAACAGCAGCAUCGCCACCCUGCACAUGUGCAGUGUUGGUCUGCUGGGGUCCGACGUCACAGCCAUGGUGGACGCCUGGCUCUCACCCCCUGCACCACACCCCGCAACAGCAACAACAGAAACAGCACCACCAACAGCAGACACAGCAGCAGAAAUGGCACAGCAGCCGCCCCAAGGUGAUGAGGAACAAGCAGCGCGGCCGCGCAACCAAGGAGAGUCGCAACCACAACCUCCAGCACAAGCACAACAGCAGCAGCAGGAGGAAGAGGCACUUGUUUCUCCACCGCCAUCAGUACCCGCAACCACGCAUGUGCGUGUCACCCCGACGCUGAAGAAGUUCAACCUGGCCGGCAACGAGCUUGAGGACGAGGGCGCCACUGCAAUUGCGCGCUUGCUCAUGCGCGACACGACGCACAUCAGGGACCUGGACCUGUCUGGAAAUAUGAUUGCCAGCGGCGGGGUGGACCGAAUUGCCACCGCACUUGCCACCAACACGCGCCUGCGCCGCUUGCGCCUGCGCAACAACAACAUCGGCGCUGCUGGUGCUGCUGGCCUUGGCAAGGCGUUGAGUGGCGAGUCAAUGUGUGCGCUGGAAUUGCUUGAUCUCAGCCGCAACCAGCUGUGCGACGAAGGCACCGUACAGCUGUGCCUUGGCCUGCAGGGAAACGCCCACAUCAAGUGUCUGUCGCUGGCACACAACUGCAUUGCGAACCGCGGUGCGGAGGCGCUUGGCACGCUGCUAGGGCUGAGCACCGCGCUGGAGUGCCUGUCCAUCGAAGACAACAAGAUGGACUGCACUGGCGUCGCUGCCAUCACCAUUGCGCUGCAGCAGAACCUGCGCCUGCGCGAAAUCAACAUGCGCAACGUUGGCGUGGACACGGAGACGUGCCCGCUUCCACCGCGGCGUGAGGGCUCUGGCAGCAACCGCUAUGUGCGCGUCAUUGCGUCACACAAGGACCACUGCCUUCACCAGAAGGCCCUCGAGCACCUGCCAGACUUUUGA